This is a messenger RNA of Habropoda laboriosa, 1749 nucleotides long. RefSeq names its product lamin Dm0-like. Lineage: Eukaryota; Metazoa; Arthropoda; Insecta; Hymenoptera; Apidae. The annotation marks the transcript as partial. The transcript has 8 exons. The record is from RefSeq and is a predicted model, not a curated record.
CAGUCGCCGCCACAAUUCAGCACGUCAACGCCGAUCGGCCAGCGACCAAGAAGUCCUUUGAGCCCAACUCGUUAUUCACGUCUUCAAGAAAAGCAAGAUUUACGGAACCUAAAUGAUCGGUUGGCUUGUUACAUCGAUAAAGUACGGCAUUUGGAAGCUGAAAAUUCCAAACUUACGCGGGAGGUACAGACGACCCAGGAGACUAUCACCCGCGAAGUAUCCAACAUAAAGUCUAUGUAUGAACAUGAAUUGUCUGAAUCAAGAAAAUUACUAGAUGAAACUGCAAGGGAACGGGCAAAACUCGAGAUUGAUACCAAACGAUUAUGGGAUAACAACGAAGAACUGAAGUCCAAACUAGAUAAAAAGUCAGUGGACUUGCAAGUUACAGAGAGAAAUCUGUUGUUAUAUGAAACACGCUACAAUGAUUUGCAAACACAGUUUAAUCAGUCUCAAGCAGAACGUAAAAAACUGGCUGAAAGAGAAAGAGAAUUAGAGCAAGAAGUAGAAAAAUUAAAAGCACUGUUAGAAGAUACCCGCAAACAUCUAGGAGAAGAAACUUUGCAACGCGUUGUUCUAGAAAAUAGUAUUCAAAGUCUAAGAGAAGAUCUUAGCUUUAAAGAUCAAGUGUAUCAGCAAGAACUAACAGAAACACGAUCAAAAAGACAGAUUGAAAUCUCUGAGAUAGAUGGUCGCCUUGCUGAGCAAUAUGAAGCUAAAUUGCAACAAUCUUUGCAAGAAUUACGAGACCAGUAUGAGGCACAGAUGAGAGCUAAUAGAGAAGAAAUUGAAUUGUUAUAUGAAAAUAAAAUUAAAAAUUUGACAGCUCAUGCUCAACGUAACAGUGGAGCAGCAAGUUUAGCUGUUGAAGAAUUGAGGCAAACAAGAUCAAGAAAUGAUACACUUAAUCAAAAAAUUAAUGAACUAGAAGCAACAAAUAAUGCACUUAAUGCACGGAUAAGGGAUUUAGAAAAUCAACGUGAAAAUGAAAAAGCUCGUCACACGGAAAGUUUAACAUCUUUGGAGGCAGAAUUAACACGCAUACGUGAUGAAAUGGCUCAGCAAUUACAAGAAUAUCAAGAUCUUAUGGAUAUCAAGGUUGCUCUUGAUUUGGAAAUUGCUGCAUAUAGAAAACUUUUGGAAUCUGAAGAGGCCAGGUUAAACAUCACACCUGCACAAUCAAGCUCAUCAGUAGCUAGUGGUAGAAGUACUCCUUCUAGACAUACUCCAUUAAGAGGUGGAAAACGAAAACGCACUAUGUUAGAGGAAAGUGAAGAACGUAGCAGUACAGACUACAGUGUAUCUGGAACAUCUAGGGGUGAUGUAGAAAUUACAGAAGCUGAUCCCCAAGGGCGAUUUGUAAAACUCACCAACAAAGGCAACAAAGAAAUCGGACUUAGUGGGUGGCAAAUUAUUCGCAAAGCUGGUUCUCUGGAAACAGUAUUUAAAUUCCAUCGCACUGUAAAAUUAGAUGCAGGUGCCACUGUAAUGGUGUGGUCAGCAGAUAUUGGAGCUUCACAUGAACCACCAUCAAAUAUUGUUAUGAAAGGUCAAAAAUGGUUUACAGCAGAUACCAUGACAACUACACUUCUUAAUAAUGACGGUGAAGAAAUGGCCACUUCAGAGUGCAAGAGGCAACAAUUGUCUACGUCUUUAUCCCGGCACAGAGAAAACUUGGGGUUUCGACCAUCUGAAGAACUUCACCAUCAGCAGGGCGACCCCCAUGGAGACGAGUACUGCAGAAUUAUGUGA